Leptonychotes weddellii (Weddell seal) is the source of this 2476-nucleotide messenger RNA. It is a transcript of the gene DENND10, whose product is annotated as DENN domain containing 10. Gene Ontology annotation, molecular function: guanyl-nucleotide exchange factor activity; small GTPase binding. Lineage: Eukaryota; Metazoa; Chordata; Mammalia; Carnivora; Phocidae. Gene Ontology annotation, biological process: protein transport; regulation of early endosome to late endosome transport. Gene Ontology annotation, cellular component: late endosome. The record is from RefSeq and is a predicted model, not a curated record.
UGCCCCGGAGGAGAGGCGGGCCUGCGAGCGGGUUGCUGGGAGCGUCGAGCUGCUGUUGCUGCGGCGGCGGCGGUGGAAAAUGGCUGCCGCGGAGGCGGUGGACACUCAGCUGAUGCUCGGAGUCGGCCUGAUCGAAAAGGACACAAAUGGAGAAGUUCUGUGGGUGUGGUGUUAUCCUUCCACGACAGCUACUUUAAGGAAUUUACUGCUGAGAAAAUGCUGCCUUACAGAUGAGAGCAAACUUCUCCAUCCCUUCGUCUUUGGUCAGUACAGAAGAACAUGGUUUUAUAUCACAACAAUCGAAGUUCCAGAUUCUUCAGUUUUGAUAAAGGUGACUCAUUUUUCUAUUGUUCUGACCGCCAAAGAUUUUAACCCAGAGAAAUAUGCCGCCUUCACUAGGAUAUUGUGUAGAAUGUACCUGAAACAUGGGAGCCCAGUUAAAAUGAUGGAGAGUUACAUUGCAGUUCUCACAAAGGGGAUAUGCCAGAGUGAAGAAAAUGGCUCUUUCCUUAGUAAGGAUUUUGAUGCCCGAAAGGCCUAUCUUGCAGGCUCCAUCAAAGAUAUUGUAUCUCAGUUUGGAAUGGAAACUGUUAUCUUACACACAGCGCUGAUGCUAAAGAAAAGAAUUGUUGUCUAUCACCCCAAAAUAGAAGCUGUCCAGGAGUUCACCAGGACUCUGCCUGCCCUGGUGUGGCAUCGACAGGACUGGACCAUACUUCAUUCCUAUGUGCACCUGGAUGCCGAUGAGCUGGAAGCCCUGCAGAUGUGCCCAGGUUACAUCGCUGGAUUUGUGGACUUGGAGGUGAGCAAUAGAUCAGACCUCUAUGACGUGUUUGUGAAUCUGGCAGAUAGUGAGAUUACCAUUGCUCCACUUGCAAAAGAGGCCAUGACAAUGGGCAAACUACACAAAGAAAUUGGCCAGCUCAUUGUUCAGUCUGCAGAAGAUCCGGAGAAAUCAGACAGCCAAGUUGUACAGGAUAUUUCCCUAAAAACGAGAGAAAUCUUCACCAACCUGGAACCAUUUUCAGAAGUUUCUGGUGAUGGAGAAAAGCUAGUUCUCAAUUUUGAGGCCCUAAAGCAAAGACGAUUUCCACCAGCAACAGAAAACUUCCUUUACCAUCUAGCGGCAGCUGAGCAGAUGCUGAAAAUCUGACUGUGACGGUGUAUCACUGAUGAAUGAUAGAAAGCUCUCUCACCACGAUUAUCCACUAACUAUGUAAAAUACUGAAAAUAACAAUGAAAAUGUUAUAUUUUUAAUGAUUUAAUUGAAAGUAUUGCGAUUUGACCUGAAAAAGCCCUGAAACACAUAUGAAAACCCUUUCUCUUUUUCUCCUGAUUGGUUUCCUGCCUGCGCUCAGUGUUGGACAAAGUGCUGUAACCACCAUAAAUAACAUUAGCAAUGGCGUGGCGUCCUGGAGUAAGAGAGAAAAAGCUCUGCCAAGUUCUUGUGCAAAUCACAGCAAACCCAAAAGCCUUCAUUAUUAUAAGUUCCAGUUGUCUCAUUGCGUAGCCACCAACUAACAGUUUAUUUUCAGAAAGCUGCCUGAAAUUUUGCUUUAUAUUCUUCUAGGAAGAACUUUUAUUCCUCAUGAGGAACUCUACUUUCUGAGCCAAACUAAGUUUUCUGCAGAACAGUCUAGAAGAUCAUUCAGAAAAGAUCCUGCAGUUGCACUUUCUUGUAAAAGAAAAGAAUUUUUUUUUCUUGGCCUUUGAACAUUUUUGCCUAUGAGGAUUUUGCAUAAAUUUUAUACUUGAGUAGACAACUUUAACAAUCCAUAUUUAUACUGUCGCAGAGGUAAGCAUCUGGCCAACGUAAGCCACUAGGACUCUUUCAUUAACCCUGUUGCUGGCAAUGUUCUUUUGAAAAAGAUGCCAGUCCUUAUAUGGUGGAGUAAAAUAAGAAGCCCAUUUUGGAUGUAAAUAUGUAAGUGGGACAGCAUCUUUCUGUAAUUGCCAAGGCCAAGACCAGAGAGUGUCUUCAGACUUCCGUAAUUUGACCACAUAUGAAGGUAACUGUUCUUGUUCAGGUUAUGUAUCUUUUUCAUAGUUGGAGACCUAAAAGUCACAAAAUAAGCAUGGAGGUCUAAAUUAUGUAUUUGUUAUUUUAUUCUAUGUACUCAAAUUAGUUACGAAAGGUUAUUUUACACUCACUACUGUUGUCCUUAGAAAUCUUACCUACCCAGAAAAAUGUUUGUAAAAAAAUCUUUAUUAGAUCUUUUAUUCUUUGUGUUAGACAUUUGUUGAGUAAAAAUAAAAAAUAGCCUUUUUCCCUCCCUCCUUGGGUGGGGGCAGGAGAGGAUGUGGAAUGAGGUGAUGUUUCUAAGGCAAACAAUUGAAAAUUAAAUCUGCACUUUAUGAAAACGAAUAUGAACAUCUUUAUCUCCCUCAUUUUUUGUAUUGCUAUAUCAGCUAAUGAUCAACGUUGUUAAAAUUACAGAUUAUGAUGCAGAAAUAAAAUGGAAAUACUUUGAUACUC